Molecule: messenger RNA, 1526 nt
Organism: Salvelinus sp. IW2-2015
Lineage: Eukaryota; Metazoa; Chordata; Actinopteri; Salmoniformes; Salmonidae
Source: RefSeq, a predicted model, not a curated record
AAUGAUAGAAUGAGGCUGAAGAACAUUUUUKAURMGRAGGGAUAUUUUAACCAGGACAUUGGAGAAAGGUUUCGUAUGCUUACAUCAAGUCCUAUUUCCGUCUAUCUGCUAUUUGCGCGACUCCAGUCGAACGACAGGUGAAAUCCCUGGCGCAGUUCACCCUCGUUUACAAAGGAGGUGAGGGCCACUCAGGAGGCUGUAAGAACUGCUACGGACGCKACGCCAGCACAACCUACAURGCUGUGCGUUYGUACUCAUGGCUACGGCCGGGGUMUUGCUUUGAAUUAGGGGCUUUUGUAUGAACAUUGAUUUGAAUUACUUUAAUACCAAAUACCGUAAUGCUGACUGUAUAAUAAAGUGAAGAUCAAACUGAAUGUUGUGUGUGGUGUUUUGGGACCAUGCAGGUGCRAGUGGGCACGGUGGUGAAGGAGCAASGGAGACUAUGGCAGACCUCUCCCAACAUUGCCAGGAGUACGUGGCUGUGUUUGGAGGGGCGGGGGGAAAGGGGAACCGCGCUUCCUGUCCAAUGAGAACCGUGCCCCAAUGAUGGCCACCCCGGGAGAGAGAGGCCAGGAGAGUUGUCCUCCAGCUGGAGCUGCGUACCGUGGCCCAUGCCGGACUGGUUGGGUUUCCCAAUGCAGGGACAUCAUCUCUGCUGUGGGCCAUCUCCAAUGCCAGGCCUGCUGUGGCUGCCUACCCCUUCACAACCCUCAACCCCACGUGGGCAUUGUUAAGUACAGGGACCAUGAGCAAGUGGCAGGGCAGCAUGUGAGAGGAAUGGACAGUAAGUGGGCCAGAGUUGUGUGGGACUACCUUUGUCUGCACCAAUCUCUGGAAAAGAGUGAUGUCAUAAUAGGCCUGGGUUGCCAUGACGUGCGUGUGGCGGAGAGGUCAGCUGARCUCUUCCUGGAAGGAUUGGCUCCUUGGCUGCUUUUCACUGGUUACUUAGGCAACCAGACUGCAGGUGUGUGGACGAGGCCAGAGGCUGACGUGUUCUUGGAUGUUGCUCUGAGGAUGGGAGUGCCCAGGGGGAACAUACUGCUGGAGACAGAGGCCACCAACACUGGAGAGCACAUCCGCUUCCACAGGCUCCUCAAGGAGAAUAACAUCCCAGCCCACAGGGUGAUCCUGGUCCAGCAGCCCUUUAUGGAGCGCAGGGUUUUUGCUACCUUCCUGCGCCAGUGGCAUGACCAGGGGGAACACACGGAAUCUCUGCCUCGCCCCCACCCCGCUGUGGCCACUGCCACAGACCUCAUCACGUACAUGCUAGGUGUUCUAGAGAGGAUCUGUGACCACCCACAGAAAGGCUUCCAGUUGGAACAGGAGAUCACACCCAGGACUCUCUCUGCCUACCAAUGGCUCCUGCACGCUGGCUACAUUCCCAAGUGAAUGCACAACACACACGCCCGUGCAUGAAUGCCCGCACACACUUCCACGUACGCACACUUGUCCCUGCGUUUUGCUAUGUUGAUGCUGCUGAUAAGUUGGGACGGUUGGGAAUUGAACAUUAAAUCACAGUGAACUUA